UCUUCUCUUUCUCCUCUCUGCAACACCAUCUCCCUGCCACCACCUUCACCCUCUGCCACCGUCACCUCCAUGUCCCCUCGCCUCCACAGCCACUCUACAUCACCAGACAACAAACCCAUCACCACCCCCAACUCAUCUCAUCUUAUCUAUCAAUCGUUUUUAUCGAUUUCCCCUACUCACUGUUAGGGUUUUUGAAAUCGGUGAGAUGAGUUGAUGGAUAUGGCAGAGGAGACAGGAACAGGAGCAUCAGUCGACAAGGAAACCUCAAGGACGUCAUCCUCAGAGUCUGUAGUACACUUUCGCUUGGAUGUCUGCUCAUUACCAGAGUCCAGUUCAAUCUUGAUAGUGGAAGCAAGUACCUGGCCACGGAUUUGUCACAGUGAAGCUGGGAAUAUUGAGCUUUCUCCUGUUGAAUUUUGUCAGGGUGAUGUGGAAAUCCAUAAACUUGCCAAUAAUUUUCUCGAAGCCGGUGACAACUGCAGCAAGAGCCCUUCCAUGCAACGUGUAUGGGUGUCAGUCUUGGUUAGUUUAUUUGUUUACUUUGAAAAAGCGGGGGUCUAACAACCACACCCGAUAUUUCGCUUAGAAAUUUUUAUGUAAAAACUCCAAUAUACUUUUAAGAGAAUCAAGUAGACAUUCAGACUCGGGAAA
Molecule: messenger RNA, 651 nt
Organism: Papaver somniferum (opium poppy)
Lineage: Eukaryota; Viridiplantae; Streptophyta; Magnoliopsida; Ranunculales; Papaveraceae
Exons: 2
Coding region: 214-561 (115 amino acids)
Source: RefSeq, a predicted model, not a curated record